AUGCCGUCCGACUCGAAAACAUCUUCCAAGUCAAUCUUUGCAAACCCGCCAGUCAAGAUCAUUGUGGGCAGUGACGAGCGCAUUUACUAUGUCCACCGUGGAACACUCGAGAUCCACCCCGCAUUUGAUGCCCGACUAAAGGCUUCCACUGACGAAUACGAGGAGGCGAUUGAUUGGAGUGGCUUUGACGAGCAGACUGUUGAUUGUGUAUUGAACUUCCUUUACACUGGAGGUUAUCAGGCACCUCAAAUGACUUCUGUGGCAGCCGAGGAAGGUGAGACAGAUGCGGGGGAAGAGGCCCCAGCGCAAGACGGGGAAGAACAAGAAGUAGUGGUGGAGGAAACAGAGGAAGCGGAUGAAGAAGAUGAACCACAAUCACCACCUGACAGCCCACAGUCACAAACUUCAUGGCCACAGUCACCAUGUCCAAUGUUAACUGCACAUCCAAGGAUUCUGCAACCAGUCGCGGAGUCCCCCAUAGCCCCAGACUCACCACCAUCCCUGGCCCUAUCAGAGUGCGACCUAAAUGACCGGCCUCUGACUCCUCUAGAAUACUGCGCUGGAGUCACUCUGCCCUCGGAGCAUGUUUCGGCGCAAAAGGUCGGAGACCACGAAGGAGAAGACCAAGACCAGGAAGAAGAACCAGAACAAGAAGCUGAAGAAAAUGUUGCUGAGAUUUAUCUCCACGCUAAAGUGUAUUCCUUCGCACGGCAACUCGGCUUCGUGAAAUUGGAACAAUUCGCUCUGAAUCGCCUGGCCGAGGUCCUUCUUGCCCUAGAGCAGACAGACAAGAUCCUAUUCCCGUACUUGGUGGAUGCAAUCCGACUGGUCUAUAAGACGACUAGUACUAUUGAUAAUGCGAGGAACUUGCUAUCUCAGUUCGUGGCACUGCGGUACACCACGCUGGUUGGCGAGGAUCUGGACGAACUUAUCACAGAGGGGGGAGAGUUUGUGGUCGAUCUGUCGCAUAAACUUGCUCGGAAACUGACAACCAUCUCAAUUGCGUUUAAGAGGAUUGAAUAUCUCACUCAUAGGAAUGAGGAGUUGAAGGAAGAAAGUUCUCAGAAAGAUAAAGAGCUGAAGGCUUUGAGAGAGGAGGUUAGGCAUGGACCGAUACAGGGAUUUCCGUCUUUCACAUAUCAGAUUUGA
Molecule: messenger RNA, 1149 nt
Organism: Penicillium roqueforti
Lineage: Eukaryota; Fungi; Ascomycota; Eurotiomycetes; Eurotiales; Aspergillaceae
Exons: 3
Coding region: 1-1149 (382 amino acids)
Molecular function (GO): protein binding
Source: RefSeq, a predicted model, not a curated record